Molecule: messenger RNA, 3740 nt
Organism: Acanthochromis polyacanthus (spiny chromis)
Lineage: Eukaryota; Metazoa; Chordata; Actinopteri; Pomacentridae
Gene: kcng4a
Product: potassium voltage-gated channel, subfamily G, member 4a
Exons: 4
Coding region: 1246-2874 (542 amino acids)
Biological process (GO): potassium ion transmembrane transport; protein homooligomerization
Cellular component (GO): membrane; voltage-gated potassium channel complex
Molecular function (GO): delayed rectifier potassium channel activity; protein binding
Source: RefSeq, a predicted model, not a curated record
GCAGGCUGUCUGGGAGGAACCGCGCCCCCUGUUGCGCGUCGAGCAUCAGGGUGGGAAGCAUGGAAGGUCUCUUCUCCUCGGUGUCCUUGAAUUUCACACAUUCUGAAAGCAAAAAGGGGGAAGAGUCUAGCGGAGACUCAGAGCUUCAAGCCUGCCUGCAGUUCUCUUAAAAUGUCCGCUUUGUUCUACUUAAACACACCGUUUCCUGCCUCCACUGCGCCUCGCGUCACCUUUGCGCAAACUUCAACUUAGCCGCCCGGAGUCUCCUCUGUUGCGCACCGCGGUUCCCACUCCCUCCCUCCUCCCCUGCUCUUCCUCCUCCUCCUCCUCCUGCAGCACCACUAGUCGAGCUGUAACGGGACACUUUUCCAGCGCAGCAGACCUUCACCGGUUCCCCCUCAUCCCCGGUUCGUUCCCACCAGUCUGCGCGCCUUCCACCGGCUCGGAUGAAGCCGCAGAAGUGUCCCUGUGGUGUGGGCUUUUUUAACCUCUUUUUUGGACAUGAGGCUGCUGAGGAUGGUCGCUGACAGCCUGAUGUGCUGCUGAAUGAACAUCGGAGGGACUGCGAGGCGAUAGAGAGGGAUUUUUAUUUCAUUUUCUUGUUUUUCUGAGCGCUGGUCUGGAGACGAGUGAGGAGCUCAGGAUGUGCCUGCAUGAUGCCACCGUGUGUCUGGUCCCUCCCUAAUCCUGUAGCGGCGACACAGAGGAUCCCCUUCAGUCCCUGAACGCCUCGCUGCUGCACGUUUGGCUCCUUGACUCAUCCAGUUCAUCCUCUGCAGCCAUAAAGCGCUGAUCAAUCCUAACCCCCGCUCUGCAGCAGGCUUUCCUUUUCUACUGUCUGGAAUUACCUACUGAUCUCAUGCUAAAUCCUGAAACACCAACCCAGUAUAUUGUGGACCUUUGACGAGGAAAUGCACAUUCAGAUUUGACAACGGGUUUCCUGACACUCAUUACUCCUCUGCUUUAUGGAGCCAAAGCCAUAGCUGGCCUGUCACUGAAAGAAAAAACAACUUUGAUACCAAAAAAGACCGAAAGCAGCCACAGACAUUAUUUAUUCAGCUCGUCUACAGUCGAUGUGGGCCACAGCAGGAAAACUUUUCUCACGUAAAACUUUUAACGUACGUUGUUGCAUUCUGGACUUGUUCAGACUGAAAAGGUCAGCAGGGCACCGUCUGUAGACUCUUUUGUCUUCAUUACUUGCUCUGAGCUGCCCUUUCAGGAGCAGCGUGUUUUCCAAAUGCUGCCAUGCCCAUCAUCAGCAACGCCAACCAUGACUUCAGCAACCUGUCCGUCAGCGAUGACAGCAGUCUGGACCGCAUCUUCACCGAGAUCCCCGAGACCGAGACCAUCAAGGGUGUUUACUACCAGAGGGCUCAGUUCAUCCGCCGGCCAGAGGACCUGGUUUCCAUCGACCAUGCCUUGUUGGCGGUGAUCAACGUCGGGGGAAACCGCUACACCUUCCCCUGGAGCACCCUCGAACAGUUCCCCCUCACGCGUCUCGGCCGACUCUGCGACUGUCGAUCGCCCGAGGACAUCGCCAGCGUCUGCGAUGACUACGAUGAAGCCCGCAAGGAGUUCUUCUUUGACCGCUCCCCAUCCGCCUUCAGGGUCAUCCUCAACUUCCUGGCUGCGGGGAAACUCCGGCUGCUGCGGGAGAUGUGCAUCCUCUCCCUGCACGACGAGCUGACCUACUGGGGCGUGGAGAUGGCCUACAUGGAGCGCUGCUGCAAGAGGAAGAUGUACACCCGCAUCGAGGAAGUGCACGAGCGGGAGAGGCGGGAGGAGGAGCGCCGGCAGAGGAACGCCAUGCAGCGAGUACCGGUGGAAGAAACACAGUGGCGGAAAGUGAUGAACUGGCUGAGGGAUAUGGUGGAGAAUCCGCAGUCGGGUUUACCGGGGAAGAUCUUCGCCUGCAUGUCGGUGAUCAUGGUGGCAGUGACGGUCAUCAGCUUGUGUAUCAGCACCAUGCCGGACCUCAGAGAAGAAGAGGACAGGGGCGAGUGUUCCACCAAAUGCUACAACAUGUUCAUCAUAGAGACGGUUUGCGUGGCCUGGUUCUCCCUGGAGUUCAUCCUGCGUUUCAUUCAGGCCCGCAGCAAGUUGGAGUUUCUCCGCGGGCCGCUCAACAUCAUCGACGCCAUGGCCAUUCUGCCCUACUACGUCUCCCUCGUGGUGAAAGAGGAGGACCCGGACUUGGCGCAUGAGAGGCCAGGAGGAGGUAAGGGCUACUUAGACAAGCUGGGCCUGGUGCUGAGGAUCCUGCGGGCGUUGAGGAUUCUCUACGUGAUGCGUCUGGCUCGUCACUCUCUGGGCCUGCAGACGCUGGGGCUGACGGUGCGACGCAGCACCAGGGAGUUCGGCCUUCUGUUGCUUUUCCUCUGUGUGGCCGUCACUCUGUUCUCCCCGCUGGUCCACUUGGCUGAGAGCGAGCUGACGGGCGCCCAUGACUUCAGCAGCAUCCCCGCCUCCUACUGGUGGGCCAUUAUCUCCAUGACAACGGUGGGCUACGGCGACAUGGUGCCGAGGUCCAUACCGGGACAGGUAGUGGCGCUGAGCAGCAUCCUCAGCGGCAUCCUCAUCAUGGCCUUCCCCGCUACCUCCAUCUUCCACAUGUUCUCCCGCUCCUACCAGGAGCUCAAGAUGGAGCACGACCGCUUGUUCAAAGAGGAAUGCGCGGCUGCUGCGGCCGCUGCAGCUACAGGGGAGCUGCAGGAGGCGGGAGGUGAAGCAGGGAGGGAGGACUCGGCUCCACCUGGACUGGGAUUACGUCUGGAUAAGGAUAGUGUGCAUUCUCUGGAGUCUCUGGCUCUGCUGGGGAAAGGCGGUGAGGCUGCAGGAAACAACACCCACAGCCUUCCAGCUGCAGCUUUUUGAACAGUUUUCUCACUGACUGACUCAAUCCUAAACUUCCAAGAAGAUGUGAGUCCACUUAUCUCUGUGUUAAAUACAGUUAAACGUACUGCAAAGUGACGAUUGCAACAAAGGCUUCACGAUCCAUGACGUUCUGAAGGAACCUGUGCCGUGUUGGAUAGAAAGAGAUCGGAUGAAAAGCAUGUCUGUGUCUCCUCAGUGUGUUGAUAAGGAGCACAAGUGUGCACAUCGCAGACUGCACGGAAACUGAAAGACAUUAAACCCUUUAAAUUGGACGGUCCACUUUGCCGGACCAGAAAGCCUCUGCAGCAAUAUUAGUAACAGGCUGCUUCCAUAAACAUGCAAUAUUCAAUCCAAAGUUGCUCUUCCUUCCACUGUGAAAAUACUUCUAAGCCUGACUGCAACUUUUAGUUUCGUUCUCAUUACUUUUUAAUACGUUGCCUCCUGUAUGAUCUCAGAUGUGUGUCAUACGGUAUACUCUACUUUUCUGCCAUGAAUUCAAAGAAGUGCUCCUCUUAUUUUAUUUUUGAGAAGCUUAAAGCCAUGAAGAAAUAGAAACAAACUCAUAGUUUGACCUAUAUAUAACGUAUAUCGACCUCCCUCUCAUGUAUAUUUAUAUGCUCGAACUUACAGAAGCGAUGUUUUCUCUAAUCUCUACUAUAAACUCCAGGUGAACUGUGUUCAAAUGUUGCAGAGUCAUCCAAAUUGUUUUUUAAACCAAUGAGGAAAUGAAAGGAUGGAGAGAAAACAUUAGUGUUUGUUUUAGCGAAGGAGGAAGUCUGAGUGAAAGAGAGUGAACGCUAACAACCAUGAAAUGUACUUUGCAACGCUCCAAAUAAAAGCUCUCCUCGUAAUCUGAGAGAAAUCCA